This is a messenger RNA of Penaeus monodon (black tiger shrimp), 394 nucleotides long. Its product is annotated as high affinity cAMP-specific and IBMX-insensitive 3',5'-cyclic phosphodiesterase 8B-like. NCBI's taxonomy places the organism in Eukaryota, Metazoa, Arthropoda, Malacostraca, Decapoda, Penaeidae. The record is from RefSeq and is a predicted model, not a curated record.
UCGGGGUCUCGGAGCAGGAAGGGUCUCAGCGAGUGGUCAAUCCGUGACGUCAUCCGUGACCUGGCCUGUCCUGGGGCAGUCAAGCUGGAGGAGGCGCGUGACCGUUAGGAGGAGGGUGGGCGCGUGUGGGCGGUGAUGGUGGUUACGGGCGUGUACGAGGGGCAGGACGAGCUACACACGCCAUGGGGUGCACGCCCAGCAUCCACGUGUCCCAUAUCUAUUGCCACGACAACGAUGAGUCGCCUUCGGUCCCUCGGGGUUACCUCUGAAUCUGCAACAGCAACAGAGCCACGGGCGUACAGGUACUCAGGCCUGGGAUCGUUACCACCCUGUACAGUCGGAGCAUGGUCACUUGAGAUUAUAUCCGAUGAAGGUUGUUGGGCAGCUGCACAAG